Aspergillus bombycis is the source of this 426-nucleotide messenger RNA. Its product is annotated as 40S ribosomal protein eS17. Gene Ontology annotation, cellular component: ribosome. NCBI's taxonomy places the organism in Eukaryota, Fungi, Ascomycota, Eurotiomycetes, Eurotiales, Aspergillaceae. Gene Ontology annotation, molecular function: structural constituent of ribosome. Bases 1 to 426 code for a protein of 141 amino acids. The transcript has 4 exons. The record is from RefSeq and is a predicted model, not a curated record. Gene Ontology annotation, biological process: translation.
AUGGGUCGCGUUCGCACAAAGACCGUCAAGCGGUCCGCCAAGGUCAUCAUUGAGCGUUACUACCCCAAGCUCACCCUUGACUUCGAGGUCAACAAGAAGCUUUGCGAUGAGGUGGCCAUCAUUGCCAGCAAGCGCCUGCGCAACAAGAUUGCCGGAUACACCACUCACUUGAUGAAGCGUAUCCAGCGCGGCCCCGUUCGUGGUAUCUCCUUCAAGCUCCAGGAGGAGGAGCGUGAGCGUAAGGAUCAAUACGUUCCUGAGGUCUCCGCUCUCGACUUCAGCCAGCACUCCGAGACUGGCAAGCUCGAUGUUGACCAGGAAACCAAGGAUCUCCUUAAGAGCAUUGGUUUCGACUCUAUCCCUACCAACGUCAUCCAGGUUUCCCAGCAGCAGGUCUCCGACCGUCCCCGCCGCUUCGUCCGGUAA